AUGCCAAAAAGAAAGACCUUGAAUGGCAGGGAAAAACGCCAGAGAGAUAGAGACCGCAAGAGGGAAAAGAGGCAGGAGCAGUCCUUGCCACCAUCAGAUCCUCCUCCAGAUUCUGCUGUCCCAGCUGGAGCAGUAGAUGGAGCUAUCUCAGCUCCACCCGGUAAUUUUCCGGGGCAAGGCUCUAUAGGGUUGCCGCCUUUUGAGGAAAAACCCUUGGCCAGGUUGCAGGCCUCUCUUCGCGAGAAAAUGCAACCAACUGCCCUGAGUAACGCAUCUUCUCAGGGAAGUCGUCUGUGUGCCCGAAACGGAGGCAUGGCACCGUCCCCUGACUCCCCACCGUGGGUUUGUACCUCGCCGAGGGUACCUGAGCUGGACACCGUGCACGUGUCUGGCUCAGCAGGUCAGGCGCAGCUGGAUAUGUCAUCCUCCAAGGGGGAUGAGUCCAGCAGGAGAUUGAUUGAUGCAAACCAGAGUAAAAGAACGAUAUCUAAAAGGAAUACUAAAAGGAAUUUACAUGAUGAAAAUGAGAAUAUAGAUAGUGUAUAUGAGAGAAAUAGAUCAGAGUGCAGAAUUGGAAGACUGUGUACUGGUGAACUUGGUGGUGACUAUGCUUGUGUAAGUAAUGAUGGACCAGUAACAUUGGACAAGGUAUCUAUUCAAGGGUCUUUUCAUCAAGGUGACUUAAUGUUUGGUGAAAAUGCAGGAACACAAUGUGUUGCGAACUCGCUAGCAGCAUUAGCAUACCAUAAAGUAAAGAAUUCUAAUCAGUGGCAAACUUCAGAUAUGAAUAAAGUGUUAGCAACAGGAGAUGAGCUUUAUACAUACUUGCAGCAUAGUUCAACCAUUGUCAGAAAACAGGUAGAACCUUCGAAUGUUCAAAGCACAGGAUCAUUUUAUUUAGUUCAUCAGGAUCAGAAUCAUUAUAAUGUAGUGGUGUCAGUUACUGAGAAAGAAACGGCUAGUACCAUGGCAAAUAAUGCUCUGUAUGUUGGCAAGAAAGGCUACAGAGAAAGACGUAGAAAUCGAGAUCGUAUGAGGGAAAUGCGUAUCUUUUCAUCGGCCAAAAAAUUAAGUACAAAUCAUGAAAAGAAACUAAAGAAUGAAAAUUACUCAGAAAGGAAAUUAAGAGCAGCAAAACUGAGGUACAAGACUGACCUUCAAUUUAGAUUAAAGGCAAUCGCAAAUGGUAAGGAAAGAUAUAAAAGUGAUGGAAUUUUCAAAGCAAAGGCAAAGCAGAGGAGCUUGGAAGCUUGUAAAAGGAAAUAUACAACAGAUGGUAUCCAUAAACAAUACAGGAAGAGAAGAAGUAUUGAGAAAUAUAGGUCAGAUAUAGUACAUAGAGAGGGUGUUAAACAAAGAAGUAUAAGUAAGUACAAGAAUGAUAAAGAACACAGGAAAGAUGUUAAACAAAGAAGUAAAGAAAAGUACAGGAAUGAUGAAUUGCACAGAAAGGAUGUAAAACAGAGAAGUACAGAGAAAUACAGGAAUGAUGAAGUACACAAAGAGGAUUUAAAACGGAGAAGUUUAGAAAAGUACAGGAAUGAUGAAGUACACAGGAGGAAUUAUCAAGAAAAGAGUAUAGAGAAGUACAAAAAUGAUGAAGCACACAGAUUGAAUGUUAAACAAAGAAGUAUUGAAAAGUACAAGAAUGAUGAAGAACAUAAACACAAGGUAAAAGCUGCUGAUAAAGUAAAGUAUCAUUUUAGUGCUGCUGAGAAAAAGAAGAAGAAGGAGAAUGUCCUGAAUCAGAGACGAGCACUAAAAGUAAAGUUGGAAGAUGAAGAAGAAGUUUUGAAAUUGUUUAAGGAAAGUGUGAGAGAUGGCCCAGACUACAUAUGUUGCUGUUGUAAUCGUUUAUUGUUUGAACAUCAAGUCCAACGAUGCACACUUGAAAUGUAUGAGAAAAGACAUGAAGCUUAUAAAGUUGCACAGAUUUGUAUACAGAAAAAAUGCUCCCAUGAUUGUACAUUGUCUUGUCCAGUGCAUUGCCCCCAUUCAUCAUUGUGGAUAUGCUUUACUUGUCAUAGGAAAAUAUUGAAUGGGAAUAUUCCAGCAGAGGCAGCUGUUAAUAAAAUGUCAUUAGAGGAAAUUCCAUGCGAGCUUAGCAGUUUAAACAGUUUGGAGCAGCAUUUAAUUGCUUUGCAUAUUCCCUUUAUGAAAGUGAUGGCUCUUCCACAAGGUGGUCAAAGGAAUGUACAUGGGCCUGUUGUUUGUGUGCCAUCAAAUAUGGAAAAGGCAACAGCUUUACCAAGAAACGGGGAUGACAAUUUAUUGUUAAGAGUUAAGCUAAAACGAAAGCUAGCGUACAAGGGCUAUUACGAAUACCAAUUUGUUAAUCCAACUCAUGUUAACAUGGCUCUUGAUUAUUUAAGGAAAGAAAACAAAUGGUAUAAAGACGUAGUGAUCAAUAACUUGUGGGAAGGAAAUAGUGACCAAAAUGAUUUGCUAUUUAAUGAGACUAGUGAAUUUGUAGAUGAAGAAGUGAAAGAAGAUGAGAGAGAUGAAAAUCCAGUUGCUACUGACACAUGUUUACAGCCAGUAGAUGUGGCACAAGAAGUUCUUGAUCAUUACUUUGAUGAUGUUUACAAUAUAGCACCAGGCGAAGGGAAAAAUCCAGUCCGAAUGUUACAAGAAGAAGGAAACGAGGCAAAAUCAUUUCCACAUUUAUUUCCAAGUGGCAACUUUUCUUGGAAUGAAGAUCGAGAUGUGAAAAUAACCCUAUCAAGAUAUUUUAACAACAGACUUAUGAAUGCUGAUAACAGAUUUGCUAAGGACACAAAUUACAUCUUCUUCUCUCAAUACAUGUCAGAAUUGAACCAAGUAAUAGAGAAAACACAAAUUUCAAUUCGAAAGUCUUUUUCAAAGCUUGAUAGUGGAAAUGCAGUAACAUCUGAAAUGUUACAGAAUCCUGAUGUUCUCUCAAGACUCUUAAGAAAUGAUGAGGCUUUACGGUUUAUGCAACCUAUUCGAGGAACACCUGCAUAUUGGUCGGCUUCUCAGAAAGAUCUGUUCGCUAUGCUUCGACAGUUAGGUAUCCCAACAUGGUUUUGUUCAUUUUCUGCAGCUGAAUACAGAUGGAACGAAAUAAUUGCAUCAAUUUUAUUUCAAGAAAAUGAUUCUAGAUCCCCUUCUGAUUUAGACUGGUCAGAAAAGAGUGAGAUUUUGAGAAGCAAUCCAGUUACUGUUGCCAGAAUGUUUGAACAUAGAUUUCAUAUGUUUCAAAGACAUGUAAUAUUGUCACCUUCAAAACCUAUAGGAAAUGUUAUUGAUUUUUUUGUGAGAGUAGAAUUUCAACAAAGGGGCUCUCCACACAUGCACUGCUUGUACUGGGUUGAGAAUGCACCAAAAUUUGAGGAAGAUGGUGAUAAAACUGUUUGUGAUUUUAUUGAUAAAUAUAUCACAUGCGCUUUACCUGCUGAAAAUGAUGACCAAGAGCUGCGAAAAAUUGUUUUAGGUGUUCAACAACAUAGUAAGAACCAUUCAAAAUCCUGUAGGAAAAAGGGAACAGACUGUAGAUUCCAUUUUCCAAGACCACCAUCAGAAAGAACAUUUAUUACAAGACAAUGUGAGGAGAAAGAGGAAGACUCGGAGAAAUUCGAUGGAUUGAGUAAAUCUCAGGCUAAAGACAUUUUGUUGCAUGUUUGGAAUGAAGUUCUUGAUGAUGAGAAUGAAGGCAAAACUGCAGAGGAAAUAUUUUCUAACAUGCACUUAUCACAGGAUACUUACGAAAUGGCCCACAGGGUAUUAUCUGCAAAAACAAGUACUAUCUUGAAACGAAAUCCAGAUGAAAUGUGGACAAACCAAUACAACACAUGCCUUCUCAGAUGUUGGGAUGCGAAUAUGGACAUACAGUAUAUCCUAGACCCAUUUAGCUGUAUUGUUUACAUAAUUUCAUACAUAUCAAAGUCAGAACGUGAAAUGGGAAUGCUGUUAAAACAAACUCAAGUAGAAUCUGUAGAGGGAAAUUUAAGUGCUCGUCAAACAAUAAAAAGAAUUGGAUCAGCUUAUCUUAAUCAUAGAGAAGUGAGUGCCCAAGAAGCAGUGUACAGAGUUUGUAAUCUAAAAAUGAAAGAAGGAUCAAGAAAAGUGGUGUUUGUUCCAGUUGGUGAAAAUCCGACUCGAUUGAGUAAACCCCUUUCACAAAUGAAAAGAACAUGUAAGAACGAAGAUGAUAUGGAAGACGACGACGACAGUAUUUGGAUGACAAAUAUAGUUGAGAGAUAUGAAAAUCGUCCUGAUCUACAUCCUUUUCCUGAAAUGUGCCUUGCAGAAUUUUGCUCAGAAUAUCGUGUUUUGGCGAAAUCUCAAAUUCCCAAGGGAGUAAAAGAAGGCGUUUAUGAAUUGAAAAAUGGAAAUGGUUAUAUUCAGAGAAGAUCAAGAGCUAAGCCAGCCAUAGUAAGAUAUCCAAGGUUCAAUCCUGAAAAUGCAUCAGAAAAGUAUUAUCAAUCAAUACUACAGCUUUUUCUUCCAUAUUGGACUCAAGAUCAAUUGAAACCACCUGGAUUCAAGUUUUAUCAGGCAUUUUACGAAAACGGGUUUGUCAGAAUAAGAACUGGAAACAAAUUACAGUCUGUCAGGAUUGUGGUUGAAAAUAAUCGUUGUAAUUUCUCAAAGAAUGAGGCUGCCCUUGAAAAUGCUCAGGAAACUCUAGAAGUUUAUGGUGAACCUGAAGAUGCUUGGGCUAACCUUUGUCCAGAAACUGAAAGAAAUCGAGAUGAAUGUCUAAAGGAAAAGAGGAAAACAGAACAAUCAGAAAACAAAGAACAAGAAAUCACCCAUGAAAUUGAACAUGAUGGCGCUUCAGAUUUGAUAUACCAUAUUAGGGAAAGUUCAAACUCAAGGGAAGAAAUUUUGCCUUUACUGCGAAGUUUAAAUAAUAAACAAAAACAGGUUUUCUACAUAGUUCGUGAAUGGUGCUUGAAAAAAGUGGCUGAGAGGAAAGUAGACCCAUUACAUAUCUUUGUUACUGGAGGUGCAGGAACAGGAAAAAGUCACUUGAUAAAAACCAUACAGUAUGAGGCCUCUCGAAUUUUUGAGAAAAUUGUUUUAUCUCCUUCAGAUUUAUCUGUUCUUCUCACAGCUUUUACUGGAACUGCUGCUUUCAAUAUUGGGGGCAAUACAAUUCACCACGUAUUUUCUUUAACCAAAGCUCUACCUAUUCCAUACGAACCCCUGAAAGAACAGAGUUUGAGUGCAAUGAGAGCAAAGUUAGCUUCUCUGCAGAUUUUAGUCAUCGAUGAAGUCUCAAUGGUUUACAAACGACUUUUGUAUUACAUUCAUGAACGACUGGUACAAAUCAAGAAAUGCAAGGAACCUUUUGGUGGUAUUUCUGUUAUAGCAGUUGGAGAUUUUUACCAACUACCUCCUGUGAAACAACGAAAGUUGGAAAUACUCUACAAAGAAAAUGAUGAAUAUCCCAUAGACUACUGGUUAGACUUCUUCAAAAUUGUUGAGUUAGAAGAAAUAAUGAGACAACGUGAUGAUGCUGCAUUUGCUACAGUUUUGAAUUCACUACGGGUUCGAACGAUUGAAGAACCAGUAUCAGAAAAUGCGAAAACAAUGUUAAAAGACUGCAUCAGAGAUGGACCAGAUGAAGUACUGCAUGUGUAUCCUACAAAUGAAGAAGCGAAUGAGUAUAAUCUCAAGAUGUUGCAAGCAAGUUGUGAAGAACUUAUAGAGAUAUCUGCAGAAGAUUAUCAAAAAGACAACACUACAGGAAAGCUGACUUUACGUGAAAAACCCUUCAUACGGACAAGAACAGAUGGGCUCUCUGCUUCUUUGCUGUUUUCUGUGAAUGCUAGAGUGAUGCUGACAAGAAAUAUUAAUGUUGAAGACGGAUUGGUGAAUGGUGCGAUGGGACAUAUCUCAGCAUUUGAUUUUGGACAAGCUCAGCAAAGAAAUAGGGUAGAAGGGAUUAGAAUUUUGUUUGAUAGUGAAGAUAUUGGAAAGCUGCAAGGGAAAAAGACGCCACAUGGAAAUGAAGUAUUGAUUCAAAGAAUACAAGAAGACAUCAAGGAGAAAAAUACAAAGAAUGUUGUACGAUAUCAGUUUCCCUUGAAACUCGCAUGGGCAUGCACAGCACAUAAAGUUCAAGGCAUGACAACAAAAAGUGUUGUAGUAAAUUUAGAUCGUACUUUCGCUCCAGGACAGGCAUAUGUUGCUAUUAGCCGUGUCACUUCACAAAAUGGUUUAUUCAUAGAAACAAAGGAUGAAAAUGCAUUACUGAGAAAAAUUUACGCUAAUCCAGAUAUAAAGUCAGCACUUUGUAAGAUGGAGAAAUUAAUCCCAGAGCAAGAUUAUCCAAACUACUAUGAUGAGCGAACCUUCAAAACAGUUGUUUUACUUAAUGUGCAGAGCUUAAGAGCACAUUUUCUUGACCUGAAAAGUGAUGCAAGAUUCCUCAAAGCAGACCUUAUAUGUCUCAAUGAAACAUGGCUGACAGACAAUGAUAGAAUAAAAAAUUUUGAAUUUGAUGACUUUCAAUUCAAUCAUAUUACAAGGAAGCAGUCAUAUGAUGAAAGUGUAGACAUUUUUGCUAAACUUUGCAAGUCCAAAGGAGGAGGGGUAGGUGUGUAUAUGAAGGGAAAUGAAAAAGCUUUAGUUCAUGUUUUACCUCGGAAAAAUAUCGAAGGAAUGGCUGUAGAACUUUGUGAGGAGGACACGGUUAUCAUCAUAGUAUAUCGACCAAAUUCUCUCAGUGUCGGUUGGUUCCUUGACUCCCUUCAGAGAGUUGUAGAUUUCUAUAGAGAAUCGUUUUCUCAAUGCCUUAUACUUGGCGAUUUCAACGAAGAUGCACAAUCCAAAGGACCGAUUCAAAGAAUGUUAGAAAUGAGUGGAUUUCAACAAAAAGUGAAUUUUUCAACAACAGACAGCAAUUCAGUGUUAGAUCAUGUUUACAUUACAGAACAGAUGGAAGCAAGAGUAGAGGCCAUGCCAGUAUAUUACAGCUAUCAUGAUGCUGUUAAAGUUUAUUUAAAAACAAGAUAG
Messenger RNA from Saccostrea cuccullata (small rock oyster), 6987 nucleotides. RefSeq lists its product as uncharacterized. Gene Ontology annotation, biological process: telomere maintenance; DNA repair. The record is from RefSeq and is a predicted model, not a curated record. The transcript is spliced from 2 exons. NCBI's taxonomy places the organism in Eukaryota, Metazoa, Mollusca, Bivalvia, Ostreida, Ostreidae. Gene Ontology annotation, molecular function: ATP hydrolysis activity; DNA helicase activity. The annotation marks the transcript as partial.